Mya arenaria is the source of this 1545-nucleotide messenger RNA. RefSeq lists its product as uncharacterized. The coding region runs from base 1 to 1545 and encodes 514 amino acids. The transcript has a single exon. The record is from RefSeq and is a predicted model, not a curated record. NCBI's taxonomy places the organism in Eukaryota, Metazoa, Mollusca, Bivalvia, Myida, Myidae.
AUGGUCUUAUUCAAAUCUACACUCAUACUGCACAAACCCAGCUCAUUCCGAGAUACCGCUCAUUCCGAGCAAAACCUGUCUCAUUUAGAGACCCCACUCAUCCCGAGCAAAAACCGUCUCAUUCAGAGACACCGCUCAUUUCGAGCACAACAGUCUCAUUCAGAGACCCCGCUCAUUUCGAGCAAAAACCAUCCCAUUCAGAGACACCGCUCACCCCGAGCAAAACUGUCUCAUUUAGAAACACCGCUCGCUCUUCCCGAGCAAAAACCCGUCUCAUUCAGAGACCCCGCUCAUUUCGAGCAAAAACCGUCUCAUUCAAAGACACCGCUCAUCCCGAGCAAAACUGUCUCAUUUGGAAACACCACUCGCUCUUCCCGAGCAAAAACCCGUCUCAUUCAGAGACCCCGCUCAUUUCGAGCAAAAACCGUCUCAUUCAGAGACCCCGCUCAUUUCGAGCAAAAACCGCCUCAUUCAGAGACCCCGCUCAUUUCGAGCAAAAACCAUCUCAUUCGGAGACACCGCUCACCCAGAGCAAAACCGUCUCAUUUAGAAACACCGCUCGCUCUUCCCGAGCAAAAACCCGUCUCAUUCAGAGACCCCGCUCAUUUCGAGCAAAAACCGUCCCAUUCAGAGACACCGCUCAUCCAGAGCAAAACUGUCUCAUUUAGAAACACCGCUCGCUCAUCCCGAGCAAAAACCGUCUCAUUCAGAAACCCCGCUCAUCCCGAGCAAAACCGUCUCAUUCAGAGACCCCGCUCAUCCCGAGCAAAACCGUCUCAUUCAGAGACCCCGCUCAUUCCGAGCAAAACCCGUCUGAGACCCCGCUCAUCCCGAGCAAAAUCGUCUCAUAUAGAGACCCCGCUAAUCCCGAGCAAAAACCGUCUCAUUCAGAGACCCCGCUCAUCCAGAGCAAAAACCGUCUCAUUCAGAGACACCACUCAUCCCAAGCAAAAACCGCCUCAUUCAGAGACCCAGCUAAUCCCGAGCAAAAACCGUCUUAUUCAGAGACACCGCUCAUCCCGAGCAAAAACCGCCUCAUUCAGAGACCCCGCUCAUCCCGAGCAAAAACCGUCUCAUUCAUUAACCCCGCUCAUCCCGAGCAAAAACCGCCUCAUUCAGAGACCCCGCUCAUCCCGAGCAAAAACCGUCUCAUUCAUUAACCCCGCUCAUCCCGAGCAAAAACCGCCUAAUUCAGAGACCCCGUUCAUCCCGAGCAAAAACCGCCUCAUUCAGAGACCCCGCUCAUCCCGAGCAAAACCCGUCUCAUUCAGAGACCCCGCUCAUCCCGAGCAAAAACCGCCUCAUUCAGAGACCCCGCUCAUCCCAAGCAAAAACCGUCUCAUUCGGAAACCCGCUCUUUCCGAGCAAAAACCGUCUCAUUCAUUAACCCCGCUCAUCCCGAGCAAAAACCGCCUAAUUCAGAGACCCUGCUCAUCCCGAGCAAAAUCCGUCUCAUUCGGAAACCCCGCUCUUUCCGAGCAAAAACCGUCUCAUUCAGAGACCCCGUUCAUACAGAGCCCAAUAUCUACUUAUAACAGAACUUAA